CACGUCCUGUCCUCCUACCCUGCACUGCAACACUGCGGCAGGAGUAGCUUGCUUGUGUGGUGCGCCGCCUGGCGAUGUGUGCCCCUCUUCAGGUCACUCGUGUCACAAUCACGCCAGGUAUUGAUGGACUAAUCGCUCGCUUGCCGUCCCUCUGGUUAGCUCGCCGCAGCCGCGCACCACAAGGGCCUUGAGACCUCGCUAAACCAACACCUCCCUCGUAACAGUCCCAUUCGGCAAUUAGCGGGUUGAGGCGCGGCUCUGACCAUCCCUGGGCUUGCAACACGCCCCUCUCGGCCCUCCUGAAGACGGCGCUGCGGCGGGAAGGCAGGGUCGCUAUAUAAGUGUGUCGGCGGAGGCGUCUUGACAGUUCCAGCGAGUGUCCCGAAGCAGAACCAUGUUCCUCAGACUCCUGGUGUCGUUGGUGGUGCUGGCCGCCGUGCUGGCUGAUGGAACUCCCGACGUGGGCGUGAGGAACGUCAGGUCCUCAACUUACGGCGUGCGCCACCCACCCGCUUACCACCACCCACAUCACCCACAGCCAGCCUACGGCCACCACGAGCCAGCCGAGCCCGCCUGCGCCGCUAACACCACCAAGCCGUGGUGCCUCGAGGACGCCGAGUACCCACUGUACGAGAUCAAGCACGCCGCCGAGUACCACUACGAGAAGCUGCUGUCCCUGUACGCCGACGUGGCUGACCUCAGCACCGAGCUGUCCGUGGAGCGGCCCAAGACCCUGGACGAGGAGACCUACCUCUGCCCCUCCGCCACCGCCUACGUCAGGCCGCUGCGCGCCAUCAACACGGAGGGCAAGUGGCGCGUCAUCGUGAACAAUGUGGACGUGCAUUACGAGACCCUGACGCAGACCACCCGCGUGGAGGAAUGCCUCACCGCCGGCGACGCCUGCCCCCUCGUGCCGGAGUGCUACGAGUCUUCCUGCCUGCAGAAGUCCAUCUACCACCGCUUCCUCGUCUACGACCCCUACGACCAGUACUUCCCCUUCGCCGUGGAAACCUUCAAGCUGCCAGCCAGCUGCGCCUGCCUCCUUGGCGCCUCCACCCUCGAUCACUAACUCCAAGACAUGACAGUUGAAACACCUCACUAACCCUCGGACAAACCAUGUAGUUAGUAGCUAAUUUAUGCCAACCUCUCCUGUAGCUUAGCACACAAGACAAACGGUACUAAGGCCAGCCUUUGUACCCCUAAAACUCUCGCUUCCUUACCACCACAUCCUUUCUCUCCUUUCUUUUAUCCCUCCCUCCUAGCCCUUCGUGCCUCUUACCUUUACGUACAGUGUUUUAAUUUCCCUUCACUUAUCCUAGACUUUCCUCCAUUCUUCGUGCAUUUCCCUCUACUCCUAGUCUCCCUUUUUCUUGAUCUCGUCCUCGCGGAGCCUUACAGUCAGUCACCAGUCAGUCAGUGAGUCAGUCAGCCCCUGGCGGUGUUGUGGUACGUGAAGAAAGCAGUUCUCAUCAUCUCGGAGCAAAAAUAAGAACAUCCAACACCUCAAGGAGAAAAUGACCAUGCUAUUUAAUCUAAUUAGCCCGUAAGGCACCUCGGAACACUCAUAUAUUGCAAUGCUCUUUAAAUGUACAGCAACUUUCCCCCCCUCUCCCUACUGUUUAUAUUUUUAGUUGUCUGUUUCCUUUCUUCCCUCAGCCAAAUCAGACAAUUCAUGUGUCUCUUUUUCUGAAACUUAAGGCCUGAAAUUCAUGUUACUGUUCUAAAAUUUCUUAGUAACUCUUUGAAAUUCUUGUUACCUCAAAAUUGAUGUAGCUUUUGAAAAUCGUGUAACAUUUGAAAUUCCUCAGAUUCUUGAAAAUCUCGUAACAUUUCAGAAAAUUUAGUUUCCCUUAAAUUUCCGAAAUUAUCCUUCUAAUUGUUGAAAAUCUCGUCACUUUUGUUUAGACUCUUACAUCUUGAAAUUCCUGUAACUUUCAAAUUCUACUCUAAAAACUUUCCAUGUUUCCUAUUUCUAUAUUAGAGUAGCAGACGUUCUCUCUCUCUCUCUCUCUCUCUCUCUCUCUCUCUCUCUCUCUCUCUCUCUCUCUCUCUCUCUCUCUCUCU
Molecule: messenger RNA, 2064 nt
Organism: Portunus trituberculatus (swimming crab)
Lineage: Eukaryota; Metazoa; Arthropoda; Malacostraca; Decapoda; Portunidae
Product: neurotrophin 1-like
Exons: 2
Coding region: 395-1069 (224 amino acids)
Biological process (GO): central nervous system formation; innate immune response; regulation of Toll signaling pathway
Cellular component (GO): extracellular region
Molecular function (GO): growth factor activity; Toll binding
Source: RefSeq, a predicted model, not a curated record